UCCUCUCGCGAGAGUCCCCGAGAUUUCGCGAGAGGACAGCCCCUGCCGUCGCUGUGGAGACGAAGCUCCUCGCUGCACCGGGGAGGCUCGGAUGGCGAGUCGCCGCCGCCGCCGGCGCUUGGCCGGCCCGAAGCGGCUCCAAAACGGGGCACCUCGACGAGAAAAGCCGCCUCCGCCGGAGCUCCCAGCUGAGCCGGCCACGCUGACGGUCGCCAAAACCCGCAAAGGCCGCGCAGUGGUGCUGCUCCCAGCGGAGCAAACUCUGACCUUCACGGGCAAAUGCCGCCUGACGUGCCUGCAUGGAUCCGUGCAGGUUUUGGGGUUCACCAUCGCUGCAGGCCAGCCCCCUUACGACCUCUACUCCCCCCACACCUACUGCGCCCUCACCAUCGAAGCUGCCGCCGGCAUCCAGGACCCGGAAAAAUCAGAGAAGGAGGUGAAACUGGAGGCCAAGGCCCUCCUGCGAGCACACUUUGUACCCCAGGAGGCCAGGGGACGGCUGCUCAGAAGCUUUCGUCCGGGCUGCUCCAUUUUUUUGCUGGAACCGCUGGAGACGCCGGAGACCAAGUUCAUUCUCAGCCACUCGGAGUUCGCCCAGAUCUUCAGAGCGAAAAAGCAGGAGGCUUCCCCCGUCCUCCCAGAAGAUCCAGUCCUGGCAUCUGCCGGCCUUGAGCUUUUGGGGCCUGGCAGCGGCCUGCUGGCAUCCCAAAGCAUGCGCUCGGCCAUCGGGGAGCUGCUCCACGCUUGCCAGGUGGAAGACGAAGGCUGCCCGGUUAUCUUAGUUUGCGGCCCGAAAAGCAUCGGAAAGUCAACGUUCAACAGAUACCUGAUGAACCUUUUACUCAACCGCCUUCCCUGCCUCGAAUACUUGGAGUGCGAUUUGGGGCAGCCGGAGUUCACCCCACCGGGCUGCAUUUCCCUGGUGAACGUGCGGGAACCCUUGUUGGGCCCCCCGUUCGCCCACCAGCGGCCCCCUCGCAAAAUGGCCUACUACGGGGACGCCUCUUGCGAGCACGACACGGAGCGGUACCUCGACACGCUGAAAUACGUCUUCGGAGGCUACGAGAGAGACAUCCCUCUGCUGGUCAACACCAUGGGAUGGGUGAAAGGUGCCGGCUUGCUGCUCCUGAUCGACGUCAUCCGCUCCCUGUCGCCCACCCACGUCGUCCAGCUCAGCGCCGAGGACUUCAAAGACCUCCCUCUGCUCUCCGCCGACUACAUCCGCGGCACCCCCGGACUGCACACCUGGGGGAGACCCUCCCUCAAAAGGAAACACCCCGGAGGGACCCAUGCUCCACAGCCGGGCCAUCAGCUGCUGUGUGUCCAGGCCAUAUUUCCGGGCGCCGGGGUCCCUGGCGUAGGGCGAGUGCACAGCAGUACCCUGAGGAAUGUCACCAUGGUGGGCUACCUGGGUCAGCUGCAGCCCCCCCACAUGGAAGAGGCCGUCCCCCUGACCGGCCUGGUGCCCUAUCAGGUGCCCUUCGACGCCACCGCCCUCCGGGUGAUCCACGUGGAAGUGGCCCCCACCCACAUCCUGUGCUCCCUCAACGCCAGCUGGGUCGGCCUGUGCCGCCUGCCGGAUCAGGUCCCUCCUCAAGCGGAGGGCCCCGUGGUGGUGUUGCCGCAGACGCCCCUCUGCGAUUGCGUGGGCUUCGGAAUUGUCCGAGGGGUCGACAUGACCAACAAGCUUUACUACAUCCUGACGCCGGUGGCUCCGGAGAACUUACGCCGGGUGAACUGUUUGCUGAUCGGCAACAUCGCCAUCCCUAAUUGCAUCUUUCUGAACCAAGCCAGGACCGACGGGGAGAUCCCCUACGUCACCUCCGAUUACAACUACGAAGUCUCCGGGGCCGGGAAAUUAAAAAUCAAGAAGCACCUUCAAAGGCGAGAGCACCGUGGCCUCUGAAUUCCUCCUUCGGAAGGAUUCCUCUCCGGGACCCAGCGGACUUUCUGUCAUGCCAGCCGGCGUGGCGCCUCCCCUCGGCGGAAUUUGCACCCUCCCCCCUUCUCCGAUUAGCCGGGUUUUUUUUAAAAUCACAAUAUUCAAAUUAAAACAUUUUAUACAAAA
Messenger RNA from Thamnophis elegans (Western terrestrial garter snake), 2068 nucleotides. It is a transcript of the gene NOL9, whose product is annotated as nucleolar protein 9. Gene Ontology annotation, molecular function: polynucleotide 5'-hydroxyl-kinase activity. NCBI's taxonomy places the organism in Eukaryota, Metazoa, Chordata, Lepidosauria, Squamata, Natricidae. The coding region runs from base 92 to 1906 and encodes 604 amino acids. The record is from RefSeq and is a predicted model, not a curated record. Gene Ontology annotation, cellular component: nucleus. Gene Ontology annotation, biological process: cleavage in ITS2 between 5.8S rRNA and LSU-rRNA of tricistronic rRNA transcript (SSU-rRNA, 5.8S rRNA, LSU-rRNA). The transcript has 12 exons.